Messenger RNA from Penicillium daleae, 1557 nucleotides. RefSeq lists its product as uncharacterized. Gene Ontology annotation, biological process: transmembrane transport. The transcript has 5 exons. The coding region runs from base 1 to 1557 and encodes 518 amino acids. NCBI's taxonomy places the organism in Eukaryota, Fungi, Ascomycota, Eurotiomycetes, Eurotiales, Aspergillaceae. Gene Ontology annotation, molecular function: transmembrane transporter activity. The record is from RefSeq and is a predicted model, not a curated record.
AUGCCGGCAACGCCGUACAAGCAUACUACUAACGCAAAAAUCGAGAAUGUUGAGCCAAAAUCUCAUUCUCAAUCUGACGCUACCGUGCUUGUCCCGGAACCUUCAGAUGAUCCUAAUGAUCCUCUGAAUUGGCCGACAUCCAAAAAAUAUGUCACUCUCGCGAUCUGGAGCCUCGCGUCAUUCUCGAGCCAGGCGUCCGCCAUGGCAAACCUGCAAGGGUAUGUCCUGCAGGCUCCCCUAUACGGAAAGACUCCGGUGCAAGUCUCAUACUCGAUAUCAGCCGCCCUUGCUGGUCUUAUCGCUGGCGCGCUUAUAGUUGUUCCGCUCGGCCGUAAAUUUGGAUCCUGUUUUUGCCUCCUGUGGUCAACGAUCGGCGUACUAGUGACCGCCAUUUGGUCUGCAUUGAUGACUUCUAGUAAGGAUUACAACGCAUUUAUUGUCUCCCGUUUGUUUGCCGGAAUCUUUGCCUCCCCUCCUCUCAUCUUGGGCAGCGCUACAGUGCUUCGGAUUUUCUUCCGUAACCAACGCGGAAAAUGCCUUCAUAUCCUCCAUGUCCCAUAUUUGUUGGGCGCAGUGGCCGGACCGACAUUUGGAGGUUUCAUCGUGGCAAAGCACCCCUGGCCGAUUCAGUUUUGGUGGACAGUGGCUAUGAAUGGUCUGCUGAUAGUGUUGAUUUUACUAUUCCUCGACAAUACCGAGUACAGCCGGAACAGCCAGUCGUCUCAGCCAAUUUCACUUAGCGAGCCUCUCUUAACGCGUCGCAUGAAAACCUACCUCUAUGGGUCGGCGGCUAUCGAACACGUUUCUUUUUCGCAAUGUAUCAUGAUUGAGCUUCGGACUGUUGGUGACGAGAUUCUCAUUGGCCUGUGUCCGAUCAGUAUCCUUGCUGGUUUGGUCCUACUCGUUGAUUUCGGGUUUGCUACAAUGUCGUACGUAUUGAACAUUCUGUUCGUCGAGCAACCGGUCAGUGAGGGUGGCUAUGCCUUCAAUUCCAAUCAGACAGCUGCAUUCACAAUUAGCCAAUGGAUUGGCCUUGGUAUCGCCGAGACCUACGGUCACUUUGUCAGUGAUCGCCUGCCAUUGUGGUUAUGCCGACGAAACAACAAUAUUUGGAAACAGGAGUACCGUCUCUAUUGUACCGCUGCUCCAGUCAUCAUCUUGCCAAUAGGUCUGGGGCUCUUUGCCUCAGCUCUGCAAUACCACCUACAUUGGGUUGUCCUAGCUCUAGGCUCGGUGCUGAUAUUCGCUGCGGGAAUGUCCGUGGUUCCAAUUGUCAUGACCUACCUUUGCGAGUGCUUCCCUAACCAUGCCUCAGAGACGUCAGCCAUCAUGAGUGUUUACAGACUCGGGUUUGGUCUCUCCACAACAUUUUUUGCUACUCCAUGGAUCAAUAAGGUUGGGAUAGGCUGGACCUUCGGGAUGGCAGCCAUAUUUACGGUCUCUAUUUCUGUUAACUUGGCGUUUCUGAUUUGGAAAGGACCUCAGGCUAUGAAAUGGAGUCCUUUUAAGCGAAAUGCAGAUAGCCACUUUGGUCGCAAUGAUCUAGAAGAAGCUUAG